Molecule: messenger RNA, 867 nt
Organism: Racocetra persica
Lineage: Eukaryota; Fungi; Glomeromycota; Glomeromycetes; Diversisporales; Gigasporaceae
Source: the annotation of a GenBank genome assembly
AUAUAGAACAGGAAAUGUGUUCGUCGCUGGAGAUGCUGCUCACUGUCAUUCGCCAUUUGGUGGUCAAGGCAUGAAUUUAGGAAUUCAAGACGCUCAUAACUUGGCAUUCAAAUUGGCUCUAGUUAUUAGAGGUCAGACAGCUGACUCUAAUAUACUUCUUGAUAGUUAUGAAAAAGAACGGUACCCCGUUGGUAAAAGUGUUGUUGAAGGUACCGGUUUUGCUACAAAAAUGUUGGCAGCUAAUGAUUUUAUUAGCACAUUCCUCCGAACGCGCGUUGUUCCUUUAAUGUUCCAAUUCUUCCCCCAAACUGCAUUUAAAUUCCAAACCAAUUUAUUCCAAACCGAUCUUAAUUACUUGCCCGAAUCUUCCGAAAUUCUUCACAAGUAUGCAUCUCGCUCAAGCGCUGAAAACAAAUUGAUCAAAGCAGGUCAUUACGUACUAGAUGGAUUAUUAAAGAAAAUUACCCCUGAUAAAAUUCAUGAUCGCAUAACUAUGUUUGAUGUCUUUCGUUCAACCGCAUUGAAGCAUACCUUAAUCCUCUUUACUCUAGCCGAGGGUGUUACUUCUGAUUGCAAUCCGCUUAUUAAAACUCUGUUGGAGAUAUACACUGAUUAUAAAAAUACUAUCACACCCGUUAUCAUUUCAUAUGAAGGCGCCGUCCAGACUGCUGAUAUACCAUUCAUGCCAUUCUUAAAAGAGGACCGAGAGCAUCAUAUAUUUAUGGAAUCAAAAUUCGAAUUGCAUGAAAAAUAUGGCAUCACGAAAGAAAUUGGGAAGCAGGGUUUCGUACUUGUUCGACCUGAUUUGUAUGUUGCUAGCGCAGUGUUUGAAGAUGAUGUUGAUAAACUAAAGGACUUUUUAGAAGG